AAUCCCUACGGCAAUUUUUUAGUAGAAGACUUGAUAUGUUUUCUUCUUCCACGUCUGUGAGUGCAAGGUGGUUAGGCGAUCAAUUCCAACGACCAUUCUAGGGUUUGUUUCGUUACUAUACAAGAGUAGUGAUGUGAUUAAGAAAAAGCAAGUGUGGACAUGGGCUGUUCUGUUCUUGCUCAAGAAAUGGAUGAUUAGGAGAGCUAUAAAUAUAAACACUUAGGGUUAGGGUUGGGCAUGAACCAACUGACAGAUCUCAAGUUUGCUGCUUAGCUCCAGACACAUGACUGUUUCUGGAUCUAAAUCGGAGGUUUCUUCAGAAAAUAAGUUAUUUGAAGAAGGGAGUGAAGAAUUAGGGUUUGGGAGCAUGAAGAAGUGCCAAUUAGUGGCCAAACAGGAUGAACCUUACAGCUGCUAUACCACUUCUACUCACACCAUUAGUAGUGUGAGAUAUGGAGAGUGCCAGAAGAACCAUGCUGCUAGCAUUGGAGGUUACGCCGUAGAUGGGUGCAGAGAAUUCAUGGCUAGUGGAGAGGAAGGAACGAAUGCAGCCCUUAAAUGCGCGGCAUGCGGUUGCCACCGGAGCUUCCACCGGAGGGAAGUUGAGACCGAGGUCGUAUGUGAGUGUUCUUCACCUUCUUCCAAUGGGAAGUAAAAGGUACCCAAAAGAGGGAUGAAUUGUUAUUAAACUAUAUAGAAGAUGUUGAUGUUAUUGUGAUGAAAUUGACUUAUAGUAUUGCUGUGUGCUUUUUUUCCUCCCUUCAUUAGGGAAGACAUGUAUGAUUCCUAUAGCCCCUUCCCCCUUUCCUUGUAAUAUUGAGAUAUUAAGGAAACAAACUGUAGGUUUCUGUGUGUUAUCUUUCUCUAUAGAAGAUGUUGAUGUGUUGA
This is a messenger RNA of Macadamia integrifolia, 888 nucleotides long. Its product is annotated as mini zinc finger protein 2-like. Gene Ontology annotation, molecular function: DNA-binding transcription factor activity; transcription cis-regulatory region binding. Gene Ontology annotation, biological process: regulation of developmental process; regulation of DNA-templated transcription. Gene Ontology annotation, cellular component: nucleus. The transcript has a single exon. Bases 284 to 655 code for a protein of 123 amino acids. The record is from RefSeq and is a predicted model, not a curated record. NCBI's taxonomy places the organism in Eukaryota, Viridiplantae, Streptophyta, Magnoliopsida, Proteales, Proteaceae.